AUGGAUGAACACGACAAAGAACUGGGUAUGUUACGCUCAGGGUCGCCAUCGCCCUCUAUUUCGCCCACACCAGCCAUUUCCUCCUGCCCCUCGCCGGACCGCAGCUUCUCGACCUUUUCGACCGUCUCCUCCGUUUCAAAUUUCUCCGCUACGUCUGCCACGUCCAACGGCGAUAAUAGAUCUUCCGUCUUGUCCGCCGGCUCGAAACGACGAGGUUAUGUCCGGCCCCAGGGGGUCGAAUUCGCCGAGUCGGCCAAGAAUAGAGAGAGCGUCAUGUGUUUAGGAAGCAUCGCGCAUUUACAAUAUUACUUUGCGAGGACGGGUCUGUUGGAUGGGAAAGGCGCGCAGCUGGCUCGGCCGAAGAAGAAGAACCACGUCAAUGAGACAAAGGAGGUUCCGAAGUUAUUGCUUACGCAGGAUCCCCAAUUCACCACGGAGAUGGUAGAUAGCCCCGUUGAUGAUAUUGCUCCUGAUCAAGUCAACUUUGAGGUCGAAUAUGACGAUGGUGACUUAAUGCUUCCUCCUACCGUGAGCACGUACAGCGUCAAAACACAUCACAUUGCGCCCCCGCCGAAAUUAAAGGUGUUGCGAAAGGACCUUGUGGAGGCAUUGGACAAGGCAUCAUUGGCGGUGAAGAAGUCUGAGUCUGAUAGCACGGAAUCGUCGCCUCGAUCAUCAUCAAAUAGUCUUUCGCCUCUGUCUGAUGCACAGGGAGCGGCAUCUCCAUCAUCAUCACCCAAGCCCACUGGAUGGCAUGAAAUUCAGGGUAUGCAUAUACUUGAUCUCGUCACACUAGCGAUCCGUUCUGCUCGAGUCUACUAUAUCAACCAUGAACGGCCGGAGCGACUGGCUAGUAUCAAGACGGAACGCAAAUUCCGAGAGGAAUUAUUAGCGGUCACGGAUGUUUUGAAGGGAUGGGCUUCUCGAAAUUUUGCCGGUGGGUUGAGGAAUACUGAAAGAGCAGCUAUCCUAAGCUGGAUGGCUGGUGUGCUCAUUGUUCUCGACGAAGAACGUCGGCUCGAGGAGGCCGAAAACAAGGAACGAGCUAGCUGGAACUGGGCGACUGGAGAUUGGACGGGCCGUGAAAGAGAGCGUGAAGAAGCAUUUCUUCAGACCUUGAUGAAUGGAAUCGGUCCCGCCUUGCCGCAAUGGACAUCUCCUGAGAAUGCAGUGCUGCCAACCCCGCUUCUUAGUCGUCUGCGAGAUGGACGCGAUCUUAUCCGCAUGCAUAAUCAAGCAGUACGAAAAUCACGACGACUUUUCGGCGAGAUCAAGACUCCUCAUGAAGAUAUCGCCAAACCAUACCGCCGUGCCGAGAAUCUACGAUACUGGCGCAAAGCUGCUGAACUGCGGUGGGAGAUUAAACUCGUCCUGGACGUCAUGGGCGUGGUUUAUGGCAGCAGUGACGAGGCCUGGAUACAAUUCGACGCUGCACUCCUUGAGUGGUGCAGGGGUGUGCGUGAGGAGAUGCUGGAUGACUGGAGGAACCCGCGUAAGGGGUCUGUUGCGUCCCUUCACGAACUGCCCACCAUUUUUGAUGCAGAAGCCCUGACCGCCGACGCUGCCUAA
This is a messenger RNA of Talaromyces amestolkiae, 1569 nucleotides long. RefSeq lists its product as uncharacterized. NCBI's taxonomy places the organism in Eukaryota, Fungi, Ascomycota, Eurotiomycetes, Eurotiales, Trichocomaceae. The record is from RefSeq and is a predicted model, not a curated record. Bases 1 to 1569 code for a protein of 522 amino acids. The transcript has a single exon.